AAAAACUUCAAGGUCCGUCAAGUCUACCCGCAUUGCGAUAGAUUGGCCAAUUAUCCCACGAUGCCCCCCCGGAUACCAUUUCCCAGCGCUUCGCUGUGCUGCAGAGCGACUCUCAGCACUCCCGCGACCUCAUUGACCGCCUGUCUCGCCCGCCUCACCCUCCAGCAAACCCGCAAUGCCUCGAUCCUAGGCAGCCUGGCCAACAAUCCUGGCGCUGUUCACAAGAAGAAGAGAGUCGGUCGCGGUCCCUCCUCAGGCCACGGAAAGACUUCCGGAAGGGGUCACAAGGGUCAGGGACAGCAUGGCAAGGUGAAACCCUGGUUCCAGGGUGGUCAGACGCCAUUGAUUGUGAAGCACGGCAGAAAGGGCUUUGACAACUUCCGGGCCCCUGAGAUCUCCGAAGUGAACCUGGACCAGAUCCAGAACUGGAUCGACCAAGGCCGACUCGACCCCACGAAGCAAAUCACGCCAAAGGAGCUGAUCGAAAGCAAGCUGAUUGGCAGCGUCAAGGAUGGCGUAAAGAUUCUCUCUCGCGGCGGCGAGAACCUCAAGCAACCAAUCAACGUCAUGGUUUCAAGGGUCUCCUCUGGAGCAAUUGCCGCCAUCGAGGCUGCUGGAGGCACGGUCCUUACCAGAUAUUACACAAAGCUAGCGAUUCAGCGACUCUUGACGGGCGAGUCGGUCAACACAGACAAGCCACUACCCGUUGGCCCGGAGCAUGUGGAAGGGAUCCUAGCAGAGGCGAGAAAAGGCCCAUUCCGAUACAGAUUGCCCGACCCUACAAGCCGUGCCGACAUCGAGUAUUACCGAGACCCAGCGCAUAGAGGAUACCUGAGCCACCAGAUUGCUCCAGGCCAGUCGCCCAGUUUGUACUUUAAGGUACCUGGUCCAACAGGAAUCGCCGCUGAGCGCACAGUGACCGCCUUAGUCCAACCUUCUAGCGCCGCCAUUACGAGUUCGUCAACACUAAGCCAACUUGAUACUGCGACUGACAACCAACCCAACCUCGCCUCCUCCAGACUCUUUGCAUCAACCCCGCGGCCGCAGCAGAUCUUCGCCCUUCUUUUGCUCUCCUUCUGCCGUAUUCCCCCUUGUCUCCCCUUCGUCACGAGUUGCACAAGAGCUCCAGCGAAUCGAUCACCGGCGCCCGGCCACCACAGCAUGUCGCUCUUUGGGGAUGAGCCCACCGACAAUGGGCCAGCUUUGGGCUCGUCGCCUCGUCGCGGAGGAGCCCGAAGCAGCGGCCUUUUCGAGGACGAGCCAGCGUCAGGCCGCAAUUCCUCCAGCCUCUUCGACGACGGCAGCGGCGCCUCGUCGCCCUGGGACAUGCCCACGCCGCGCAAGCAGCAGAGCAGGGCCGAGCUGAUCCGCAACCUGCUGCCGGCUUCGGACGUGCCCGAGAGCUAUAUCGAGACCUUCGAUGCCGUAGUGCGUGAGGACGGCCAAGAUGGCCAGGUUACAGCUUCGGGCAUUGCCAAGCUGUUUGCCGUGGCCCGCCUCGAGGCCGAUGCUCAGGCGCGCAUCAUGUCGCUGGUAGCUCCAGGAGGGUCCGAUGUGCUAUUGUCGCGCAACGAGUUCAACGUCGUUCUGGCCCUCAUUGGCCUGGCGCAAGAAGGCGACAUCAUUAGCCUUGAUGGAGUAGAUGAGCGGCGAAAAGAUAUCCCUCGGCCCAAGCUGCCCGGACUGACCGCCGAACCGAUUAUGCCUCCUGUCGCUGAGCUUGCUGCAAAGCCGCCACAAGUCCCAUCCAAACACGAAUCCGACCCCGACCCCGAGUCCGACAACCCCGAGCCUCUGCCCCAGUUCCAACCUCAACCUCAGCUUCAUCCACCAUCUCAGCCCGAACCUGAACAUUCACAGGCCCCUGCAAGCAUCCUGAGCAGAUCAACCAUGGUUGACCCCGACGACGAUCCGUGGAACACGCCAGACAUGCACAAGGGUCAUUCUCAUCAAAAUGGAAACGAAAGCCACAAUCCCGCCAUCAAUGGACACAAUAACGGCUUCAACCCGGAUGCGCCUCCAGCCUUCGAUCCACGCCCCACGAACCAUUACAGUGCUCCGCCAGAGCCAAUCCGCCCUCCUAACCGCCCACGACAAAUUUCGAGUACCUCUCUGUCCGGUCAGGGCGGAUGGGGGGCUGGAUUCUACGGCAGCUCGCCCGCCGGUGGUGGCUUUACCGAUAUACACCAACCUCAACCUCAACCGCCCAUCCCAAACAUCUUUGGAGCUCAACCUCAGCCUCCCAUCCCCAACAUCUUUGGAGCGGACGGUGCUGGUCAGAUUGGAGCAAUCGUCCCACCUCCCGUUGCUCCAUCCCGGAGCUUGGGAGGCCGUGUCGGAAACAAUACGGAGGAAGUCGUCGUUGUUACUCUCAUGCCUGGCAAGGAGGGCAUAUUCAUGUUUCAGCAUCACAACUACGAAGUCACCAGCCAGCGGCGCGGGAGCAAGGUUGUUCGACGAUAUAGCGACUUUGUCUGGCUGUUGGACUGCUUGCACAAGAGGUAUCCGUUUAGAAUGCUGCCAUUAUUGCCACCCAAGAGGGUAGCCGUGAAUGGAAACCACCUAUCCAACGAUGGCGCCUUUAUCGAAAAACGACGACGAGGGCUGGGUAGGUUCCUAAAUGCCAUUGUACGACACCCAGUGUUGAGCCUAGAGCAGCUCGUAAUCAUGUUCUUGACUGUCCCUACGGAACUUGCUGUGUGGCGGAAGCAAGCAACUAUUUCUGUCCAAGAUGAAUUCACGGACCGAGCACUGCCUCCCGGCCUAGAAGAUUCACUGCCACCAACCCUCGAGGACCUCUUUAUUCGAACGCGCAAUGGAGUUCGCCGAUCUGCCGAGCUAUACAUCAACUCGUGCAACAUCAUGGACCGCCUCGUCAAGCGGACUGAGGGCGUCGCCGCUGAUCAUGCGCGGGUUGCCCUGUCGCUCAUUUCGCUCACCGAGGUCUCUGCGGAUACUUAUGCUACCGAUACGAGCGAGAUUCCGCUGCUCAACGACGGUUUGACAGCCAUGAGCAAGCAUCUGCGGACCUGCCAAAGCUUACUCGAAGACGAGAGCCGAGGCUGGGAUGAAGGUGUGCUAGAGGAUCUGAAGCGACAGCGUGAUGCUCUGGUUAGCCUUCGCGAGCUGUUUGACCGAAGGGAGCGACUGGACAAGGACAACAUUCCGUACUUGGAAAGGAGGAUACAGGCCAACGAGACUAAACUGGCCAACUUGCGGUCUAAGCCAGAAGGCCUAGUCAAGCCCGGGGAGAUUGAAAAGGUGGCAGAGGCCAUCAUUAAGGACAAGGAGUCUAUAGUGCAGCAGCACAACCGCUCCAUCUUUGUCAAGGAAGCUUUGCGAGACGAGCUCAUUGCCUUCCAGUCGACGCAGUACCACGUCAGCAGGUGGAAUCAGGACUGGGCUGGCGAGCGCGUCAAGUAUGCAGAGAUGCUGGCCGACAAUUGGCGGCGCCUGUUGGAUGCUCUAGAGGGCAUGCCGCUGGGCGACUAA
Molecule: messenger RNA, 3492 nt
Organism: Trichoderma harzianum CBS 226.95
Lineage: Eukaryota; Fungi; Ascomycota; Sordariomycetes; Hypocreales; Hypocreaceae
Exons: 6
Coding region: 61-3492 (1143 amino acids)
Biological process (GO): protein targeting to vacuole; translation; retrograde transport, endosome to Golgi
Cellular component (GO): large ribosomal subunit; endosome
Molecular function (GO): structural constituent of ribosome; phosphatidylinositol-3-phosphate binding
Source: RefSeq, a predicted model, not a curated record